Molecule: messenger RNA, 745 nt
Organism: Rotaria sp. Silwood1
Lineage: Eukaryota; Metazoa; Rotifera; Eurotatoria; Philodinida; Philodinidae
Source: the annotation of a GenBank genome assembly
AUGUCCACAGUUAUAGAAAAUCCAUCAACUAAUUCUAAGCCCGAAUCAACAAUACAAUCAUCAUUUUAUCCAACUACUAAUGUUCGACGUAAAUGGUGGAAAGAAGCUAUAGCAUAUCAAAUUUAUCCACGAUCAUUUCAAGAUUCCAAUGAAGAUGGAAUAGGCGAUAUACGCGGCAUUAUUCAACGGCUUGAUCAUAUCAAGGAUCUCGGAGCUGAUCUUCUUUGGAUUUGUCCAAUUUUUAAAAGUCCAAAUGAUGAUAAUGGAUAUGAUAUAUCUGAUUUUCAAGACAUCAUGGAUGUAUUUGGUACAAUGGAAGAUGUUGACGAACUUAUAAAACAGGUUCACAAUAAAAAUAUGCGUAUUAUUUUUGAUUUGAUUUUAAAUCAUACAAGCGAUGAGCAUCCAUGGUUUGUUGAGUCUCGGUCAUCACGUACGAAUCCCAAACGUGACUGGUACGUAUGGAGAGAUGGUAAACCUGGUGGUCUUCGUCCAAAUAAUUGGGAAAGUAUUUUCAAUGGUUCAGCUUGGGAAUAUGAUAAAGAAACAGAUCAAUAUUAUUUACAUUUAUUUUCUCGUAAAAUGCCUGAUGUUAAUUGGGAAUGUCCUGCACUACGUCAAGAGUUCUAUAAAAUAGCACUUUGGUGGCUUGAUCGAGGUAUUGAUGGUUUUCGUAUUGAUGCAGUAUCACAUAUAAAAAAGAAACCAGGUUUACCUGAUUUACCAAAUCCAAAACAACUUGAAU